CAUCGCUGGCUCCCAGCAACCAGUGCAAGCUGCAGAGCCUGCUUGUUUUCCCCAGGGCAAGAGGGAAUCACUCCCCCCCUCCAUCCCUCUCCUCCUGCAGGCAUCCCCUCCCCCUCUGCCCUCACAUAGGAAUUAGAGAAGCAUGUGCCUGCUGAUCCCCUCUAUUUCCCACCUUUCUCCAAGGAUCCUGGUCAGAAGUUGGGACUGCUUGGACCACAAGAGGGAAAAAGGACACAACAGUCCAUUGGAGUGAAGCCACUAUCAGACACAGAAGAUGGCUGCAAAGUCUGGAGAAUUCCUGGUUCCCUGGGACAAGGAGAGAAUUUCCCAGGUUCCAGGCACCAUCCAAAGACAACAAGCACUUUUAGAGAAGAAUGUACCCUUGGGAGCAGCACAAGAGUUGUCAGGCUUCAAGUCAGAGUCAAGAGAAUGCCAGUCUGAGGUGGUAUGCCAGGAGGAAGGGGUGCAAAGCCUAUUACUGAGACAAGAGACGCUGAAUUGCUGCCUUAAGGAGCAACCCCAAUCCAAGCCAGACAGAGCUCUACCCAUUCCACAGAUUCCUAUUUUUCCCCAAGAGGGGAGCACCAGAGAUGAGGAAAUGGCAGCUACACUUCUUACUGCUUGGUCCCAGAUGCCAGUGACUUUUGAGGAUGUGGCUGUAUACUUUUCAAAGGAGGAGUGGAAGCAGCUGGACCCUGCUCAGAGGGGCCUUUAUGGAGAUGUCAUGCAGGAGAAAAAUGGCCUGGCCUUAGAAGCUGUAAAGUUUGGAAAAGUAAGGUUUAUACCUCCAUUGGAAGCUGCUAGUGAUGCAAAGAUGCUUGGAAUUGGAUUGGGAAGAGCCCAUGGGGAUGUCCCAAAAGGCAUGAAGCAAGAAGACACCAGGGAAAGCUCAAGUGAAAGUCAGCAGCUCAGUCUCUUGGAGAAGAGCCAGAAGAAACUGGUCCUACCUGAUAAAGACCUCAAAAACCCCCUUGACAUUCAUGUUUUGGAGAAAUCCUGCAUCACUGAGAAACACUAUCAAGAAAGCAUUGGGGAAGGCCCAGCUGCCACCCCAGGAGGAGAAAAACUUGGACCAGAACUAGAACUCAUGGCCCCCCAGCUCAUGCUUCCCACCAAAAAAACUUACACAUGUGAAGAGUGUGGCAAGGGUUUCAGUUGGCAUUCUCACCUUGUGACCCACCAGCGUAUACACACAGGGGAGAAGCCCUAUACAUGUACAGACUGUGGCAAGUGCUUCAGUAGAAGCUCCCACCUCAUCCAGCAUCAAAUCAUCCACACUGGUGAGAAGCCCUACACCUGCCCUGUCUGCUGGAAAAGCUUUAGCCACCACUCAACACUGAUACAACACCAGCGUAUCCACACAGGGGAGAAGCCUUAUGUAUGUGACCACUGUGCCAAGCGCUUCACCCGUCGCUCAGACUUGGUGACCCACCAGGGGACCCACACAGGGGCCAAGCCCUAUAGAUGCCCAGAAUGUGACAAGUGUUUCACCCAGAGCUCAGCCCUGGUCACUCACCAGCGUACCCACACAGGCGUCAAGCCCUACCCCUGUCCUGAGUGUGGCAAACACUUCAGCCAACGCUCUAACCUCAUUUCUCAUCAGCGUACCCACACGGGGGAGAAGCCAUACUCUUGUAGUGACUGUGGCAAGAGCUUCAGUCAUAGCUCCCACCUCACUGCUCACCAAAGAACUCAUCGUGGGGUCCGGCCCUACCCUUGUCCCCUGUGUGGCAAGAGCUUCAGCCGCCGUUCUAACCUUCUUAGGCAUCAGAAGAUUCACACUGGCCCCAAGGCCCUGGCUAUGCUGAUGCUGGGGGCAGCAGGGACUCUCACCAGCUCCCACCCUGCUCCCACCUAAAAGGCCCUGGCCUUUUAUGAUGAAUGGUAUGAUGAAUUGUGUGAGGAUAUGGAAUCCAGGGCAAGUGCUGAUGAGCCUAUCCUCAGGAUAGGCCUAAUCCAAGGACCAGAGGCAGUGAGAGAUGGAAGACAGAUAAAAAAGACAGGGAUAAGAUGUCUAAAAGGGAGAGGGGUAGGCUAUUAUGGGGAUAAGGGGUGGAGUUGGGAGUAGGAAUGUGAUAGGAGCUAGGGGCUACAAAGAACAGCACUUCUAAUUAAAGGCCUUUGAAACCAGGUAAUAGUCUAUGACUCCAACCAAUGUGACCCCAACCAACUGUUAAGCCUGCAAGAUAAAAGGAUGAGCUUUUGGACUGACAUUGCACUGGGCUGACCUGAAAUCAUGCCCUCUGCAACCAUCCUCUCUUAAAGCAUAGGCACUUUCUUCUCCUCUGUUUGGACUUGGAAUCUUUCCUCUUUAGCCAAAGGCAUAUCUUAGUAGGACCUAAUAAUGUCAUCAUGUAUCUGUCAUUAGGGAAGAUAAGACAGUGCUGCAAAAGUAGAGAAACAUAGAUAGUCUCUGGAAAGAGAGAUACCAAAUAUCCUAGCUAUUCCCCUAUAAUACAUUCAUCAGUUGGGAAGAAAUCCGCUCCCCACAAUUUAAUGCUAUGCCAUCACCUACCUGCGUGUCUCCUGCCUGCCCUAAACACCAUGGGCAUCAGUAUUUUUGGCUGGAAGCACUAUUCUCUGUGCCUCAGUGGUCAUUUACUCCAUUUCCCCUAUU
Molecule: messenger RNA, 2617 nt
Organism: Dromiciops gliroides (monito del monte)
Lineage: Eukaryota; Metazoa; Chordata; Mammalia; Microbiotheria; Microbiotheriidae
Gene: ZNF205
Product: zinc finger protein 205
Exons: 6
Coding region: 275-1858 (527 amino acids)
Biological process (GO): negative regulation of transcription by RNA polymerase II
Molecular function (GO): DNA-binding transcription repressor activity, RNA polymerase II-specific
Source: RefSeq, a predicted model, not a curated record